This is a messenger RNA of Trichomonas vaginalis G3, 490 nucleotides long. RefSeq lists its product as uncharacterized. The annotation marks the transcript as partial. The record is from RefSeq and is a predicted model, not a curated record. NCBI's taxonomy places the organism in Eukaryota, Parabasalia, Trichomonadida, Trichomonadidae. The transcript has a single exon.
AUGUACAGAAUAGAUGUUUCAGAUUUUUAUGACUUCCAAGCCUUCAGAAAUAUGUGUCCAUUUAGAGACUAUAACAAAGCAGUCGAGAAUUUGAAACGUUUAGUCAUUUAUGUCGACUCUGCCCCAGAAUGUUAUGUCAUGAAAGAAUGGGAUGUAGUCUUUAACAAACCAAGAGCAACAAUAGUUUCAGAACAAGAAUGUAGACAGAAACUUAAGAAAAUAAAAGUCGUACAAGUUGGUAUGAAGAUGUUAGAUGCUUGGGAUAUCUUAUUGUCAAAGUUAGAAGAUUUUUCAGUUCGUGGUAUAAAGUUUUAUACACCAUCUCCAAACUUCUAUUCUAUCUUCACUGGAUAUAAAUACGAACAAGUAGAAUGGAAAGAAAAUGUUAUAGAAGCUUGGUUAGACCAUGUCAAAGAAAUUAUAUGCAAUGGAAACGAAAGAGUCUAUGAGUAUAUCUUAUGUUGGUUUGCAAACAUCUUACAACAUCCAA